Messenger RNA from Theileria annulata, 891 nucleotides. Its product is annotated as Theileria-specific conserved protein, putative. NCBI's taxonomy places the organism in Eukaryota, Apicomplexa, Aconoidasida, Piroplasmida, Theileriidae. The coding region runs from base 1 to 891 and encodes 296 amino acids. The record is from RefSeq and is a predicted model, not a curated record. The transcript has a single exon.
AUGGUUUCCCUAUUAAUCUUGACCAUUUUCGUAUUACCUUCGGCAUGUUUGGAACUUUUUUUACCCUCUAAAAAUUUUGACAAGGAUAGCUUUCAUAUAUACCAGAAUAUUAACUACAACCAUUCAGUUUUUUACGCUGCCCAUGUUACCCAUGUCUAUGUUAAAUAUGAGAGUAAAACAGAUGAUUUGAUCCGAAGAGUUUUUUACCACGGAGUGGAAAUUUUCCAUGAUCAGGAUGAAAGGGAUCCCGACUUUAGGCGCAUUGUAAAUUAUACCAUCAUGGGCAGUAGGGUCGUUAUAUCAAUCCUUCCUACAGUAGGUGAUAAACCACCUAGUUUUGAGGAAUACGAAGCCUAUUACUUUAUAGAUCACGGCUGUAUGUACGACCUUGCCCAUAACGUGCCUCAUUCAAUUCGAGUUGAAAAUAGAUCAAAUGCAGUUAAAGAGGAUGAUAUUUACAUUUUUUUAGAAAGAAGAUUUACCCAUGGCAUUCUUGCAACUAUGCCAGUUAUGGCAAUCAGGAAACUCUUCAGAUUCUUCUUCCCCAGAAGGAUUAUUGAAGAAGAUACUGACGAUUCUACAACUGAUACCUCAUCAGAACAAUCUACUGAUGUUUCAUCUGAUACAUCAGAAGAUGUUUUCUCGGGAUCUUCAGUUAAAUAUGUAGAUGAAACUGUGUCUGAAGAUCUAGAAGAAUCAUUUGCCCCUGCAACCUCUAGACUUCCCCGUAUAGCAGAGGAUAGAUACGAUGAGUACCAGUUAAGAGGAAAUCUAGAAGGAGAAGAUGAAGAAGAUGAAUUUGAAAACAGUGAAAAGGAACAAAUUACCAUAAUCGACCCUAAAGAUACUCUUUCCAUGAAAUUAAAUCUUCAAUCAAACCUCAAACUCUAG